AUGGGGCGCUCUCGGCCGUCGCCUCACACGCCCAUCCGCACCCCCUCCUCCGCCGCAGACAGUUUCGACCUCCGCUUUGUGCGGCUGUCCGGGCACCCUCGGCCGUCGCCUCACACGCCCAUCCACACCCCCGCCCGCACCGCGGCCAUUUUUGGCCUCUGUUUUGGCCACGACGCCGAGACGCCUGUGCGAGGCCCCACCGCCUGGAUUCGCCCGUGGUGCCCGCCUGGCGUCGAGCCUCAGUCGAUAAAACCCGCCAGAACGAAACAGACGCGCACGACGCUGACACCGUCUUCGUCACCACCUGAGGCGACAUCAGGAACGCCACAGGCGCCACAACGCCGCCCCUCGGCCAGCCUGCCACAGCAGCCGCCGAGGACGCAGAGCCUACCAGCUGCGGCCAUCACAGACACCGCUGAAGCAGUGUUGCUGCCGAAGCUAGGGGCGCCCCUCACGUGGCGGAGCCACUCGCGGCGCAAGCUGUGA
Molecule: messenger RNA, 486 nt
Organism: Bacillus rossius redtenbacheri
Lineage: Eukaryota; Metazoa; Arthropoda; Insecta; Phasmatodea; Bacillidae
Exons: 5
Coding region: 1-486 (161 amino acids)
Source: RefSeq, a predicted model, not a curated record